Molecule: messenger RNA, 743 nt
Organism: Ochotona princeps (American pika)
Lineage: Eukaryota; Metazoa; Chordata; Mammalia; Lagomorpha; Ochotonidae
Product: natural killer cells antigen CD94-like
Exons: 6
Coding region: 222-743 (173 amino acids)
Source: RefSeq, a predicted model, not a curated record
AGGAACCGCCCAGUCUCACAGCAGAGCUGAGAGGCCAGCAGAGCCAGGACGUCCUAGCUGUGUUCCUGACCAAGCUUCUCCUCCAGCUGGUGAAUCCCAAGGCCAGAAUACAUAUCACUCAUUUGGCUCUUUGCAUAACUCGUGAAACAUAUUCCAAAUUUUCACUGAAUCAGUUUGACUUGUGAAAGUUUUCCUGUGCAUUUUGCCUGAAGCUCUCAGAAAUGAGUGAGGACGCAGUGACAUACUCAGAGCUGAAGCUGCCUCAAGUCAAAGAAGCGAGGCCAGGCAAAAGACAUCCCACCAGCAAAAAGAGAAAAACUUUAUGUAAAAUCAUCGUGGGAAUAAUAUGUUUUUUGGUCAUUGUGAAAAUUGCCAGUAUAGCGUAUGCGUCUUUUCAGAACUCCCGUAACAGCAAAAGACAAGAUAAAAAUGCUACCUCACCGGGACCUGAAGAUGAUUCACUCAUGCCAACCGAUACAGGAAGAGUCUCUGGCUUGCUGGUGAUGCGACACCAUUGCCAUAGAAGACAUUGCUACUAUUUAUCAAAUCAAGAAGUAACUUGGAAAGAGAGUGAGAAGUUAUGCCAGGAUAUGAACUCCAAGCUCUUGACGAUUAAUGACAAGGAGGAGCAGACUUUCAUUCAAUCAAAAAUCAAAUACACUUAUUGGAUUGGAUUUUGUAUAAGUGAAGACAAACAUAAGUGGAAGUGGCAGGAUGGUACAGAGCCUGCUGAGCAGCUGUAA